Molecule: messenger RNA, 2583 nt
Organism: Drosophila hydei
Lineage: Eukaryota; Metazoa; Arthropoda; Insecta; Diptera; Drosophilidae
Product: myb-like protein V
Exons: 8
Coding region: 285-2243 (652 amino acids)
Source: RefSeq, a predicted model, not a curated record
AACAACAACAACAACAACAUUCACAUCUUCAGCAACUGUGCGACAACUGCGUUUUGGGUGCGUUUCGUGCGCGUUUUUCGCGCGCGUUUUUUAAUUAAUUUGAAAUCGCGCUUGCCCUUUUUUUGUCUUUGGUUUCGGUUUGGUUGUGCGUGUGUGUGUGUGUCCGAGCGGAAAUCAGCAAUUUAAUUUACAAUAAGACGCUUGCCAAGGAGGCACCCGAAAGUGGAGCAAAAACCCAUAAAAAAGAAGCAAAAUAAAGGAAAGUCAAAGAAGAAGAAGCCAAAAUGUUCGCGGGCAUCAGGAAGAGACUAGCACGCAAACAAAACGAGAAGGAUUGCGACGAGGAUGACAAGGACGAUGUGCAUGAUAUAAUGCCGCCAGCGAACUAUAUACAAAUAUCGCAGGGCAAAAUUCAAUUGGUGCAUCAGGCGCGCUCGCUGGAGCACGAGCCAGCGCUCAGCUUGGAGCGUGCCAGCGACAAGGAUUUGUUAUUGGAAAGGCGCAUGAUUGAGAUUGAAGGCGCGCUGCUGCGUUUGCAGGAGCAGUUCCAAAAAAGCCAAUGCGGGUCGCCAACGUUUGAGAAGGAGCUGCGCGAGCAAAUCGAAAACAUGAAUCGCAUUAUGAAAUCCAAAGAACGCAAACAACUGCAAACAUGUCGGGAUCACAAGGCCCUGCAGACACGCUUUGCACGCCAGGAGAGUCUGCUACACACGAUGCAGCAGGAGAAUCGAGCCCUGCUAACACGAAUACGACAGUACGAGCACUGCCUGGACGAUGUGAUGCGCAAGGUGGUGGACGCUAUUGUGGCCGAGGAUAAUCUGCGGGAGGAGGUGAGCAUGUUGAAGAGUCGCGUGCGCGAUCUGGAGGCACAGAAUGCAGCGCUGUCAGCGAGCCCGGUCAAAGGACGUGAUGAGGGUUACUGCACGAUGAGCAGCGGUCAGCCGCAGCCAUCGAAUGGGCAUCUGGAAGAUCUGCCCGAGGAGCCGGAGCAAUGGCUGCUGCCUGCAGAGCCCUGCUCCACGGAAAUGGAAGACUGGAGCAUGUCGCAGGAGGAGCUGGCUGUGAUAACCUUCGACGACGAACGCGAUCGGCAACAGCUGCAGCUGCAGCGACGCAAACGAGAGCACGAUUGGCUUUGGCCCUCGAGCGAUUUCAUCAAUUCGACGACCGUGGAGACGGAUGAUUCUGUGGCCGAUGGAAUUGCCCAGCUUUUGCAGCAGAAGCUUGUCUACUCGGAGGACGAGGAGGUUGCCUGCACGAACUUUACCAACGACUUCUAUAAGCUGGUCAACAUACGCUCCAAUUCUUCGCGCAGCCUCUUCUCUUAUGUGGAAGGCGAGACUGAUGAUGAGGACGAUGAGGAUGAGGAAGAUGAGCAGGACUCAAGCAUGUCGGAGAGUCAGAUUAAGCAACGCGUCAGUCCGACGCCCAGCGAGGCGGGUCGUGCCCAACUGACCAGCUGCUCCUCCAGCGAAACCGAUGAGCACUCUGUGGCGCCUCUGCCGCAACAGCAGGCGGAAGCAGAGGAGGAUGAAGAUGAGCAUGAUUAUGCGGUCAUUGACGAAUGCCGAAGACGUGUGAGCGACAUCGAGAUCGAGGAUGUGCCGCUGGUGAAGAGCUCGUCACCUCCUCUCAACGAACAGCAAUGCAUUGCGCAAAUCAUCAAGACAGAGCUGCGUCGCCCACCCCAUGUACUGGUGAAGUCCAAGUCAGUGCUAGAGGAGCAGGAGCCCAGCUGCAUAUUGCGCCACAAUCAGCGCCGUGAGCUCGAGUCCAGCGUGGUGCGCAGCGACAGCAUCAGCUGUGCGCUGAUGGCUAAAAUGGCCAAAGAUUCGCCACCCUCGCCAGCGGUGGUAUCGAAGCUGAAAGAGCGCCUACUGCAGCGGCACCCAGCGAAUCCAACGGCCAACUCCUGGCGUCGCAGCAAUGGCUGGAAGCGUGUCACCUCUCCAGUUGCCGGAUCACCCAAAAAGGAAACAACAAAGACAACGGAGCUGCCAAAGAGCUGCCAGCAAAAGGCGCCGCCAACACGUAUACCCACGUGCAUACACACUACAUCAACCACAUCCUCUAUCAGUUCAUCCUGCUCCUCCUCAACGCCCUCUUCGCCCUCGCCGCCAAAGCAGACGCAGAAACUGACACAACAGCAGCAGAAGCAACAGUCGAAGCAACAGCAACCUUCGCAGCAGCGCAAAUCCAAAAUUCCGCCACCUGUACCCGUGCGUCGUUCCUAUGCCAGCUAAGAGACGCCCCAAUCCCCCUCUAAACAUAAUCUCAAACAGAAUUCUAUAAAUUGAUAGCGACAGAGCGAAUAGCCAAGUGCAUUCGCCAUAGAUUUAAAGAUUUAAAAGACUAAAUUGUGAUAUAUAUUCAAACUAAAAACGAGAGAAGUAGCAGGAGAGGGCGUGCACGCACGAAUCUAACAUAUUUAUAUUAUAUAUACACACACCUAUAUAUAUAUAUAUUUAAGAUUUUUGGAUAAUGUUUACUACAGUCGAUACAAGGCUCGACGUACUCUAUACAGUUUAGUAGAGCAACGCUCGCAGUUACAAGUUCCCAAAUUGCAUUUCCAAACUGAUCAAA